AUGACAGAGGCAGAGCCAGUGCUGUCAAUGUGCCUGGCAUUCGCCAAACAACCAUUUGAGAUCAAGCCGGGUUCCUGUGGAACCGUUGUCAGGAAUGCACAGAUGAAGAUAGUCGACCCUGAUACCGGAUCCUCUCUCCCCAGGAACCAGCCUGGCGAGAUCUGCAUCCGAGGCCAUCAAAUCAUGAAAGGUGUUCUUCAGGGAGUCGAUUCCGGUCCGGAGGCACCAUCUGGGAAAAUACUGAGGAAGAAUUUGAGAGCAGAGUUGGCUGAUGGUAUCAGAAACUGA
This is a messenger RNA of Linum tenue, 288 nucleotides long. The record is from the annotation of a GenBank genome assembly. NCBI's taxonomy places the organism in Eukaryota, Viridiplantae, Streptophyta, Magnoliopsida, Malpighiales, Linaceae.